AACACAAUAGAUCACUGCAUAUACCACCACUUUCCCAAUCUCUUUAUGCAGUGAAUCUCCACUUCCUUCGACUUGGGACUAAUAAGGCCGGCGCAUGUCGAUUGAUGCGACCGACAACUGAUGCCGCAACUUUACUCCUCCUCGUCUUCGCAGUAGCGCGAUGAUGUCCUCCACGAACGAGGAGGACCCCUUCCUUGAGGUCCAACAGGACGUCCUAACCCAACUCCAAUCCACCCGCUCCCUCUUCACCUCCUACCUACGCAUCCGCUCCCUCUUCACCUCUUCCUCCUCCUCUUCCACCGACUCCCCUGAGCUGAUCGCGGCCCGCUCCGACCUCGAAUCCGCCCUCUCCUCCCUCGCCGAAGACCUCGCCGACCUCGUCGAGUCCGUCAAGGCCGUCGAGCGCGACCCCACGCAAUAUGGUCUGUCGGCGCACGAAGUCACGCGGCGCAAGCGCCUUGUGCAAGAUGUCGGGUCCGAGGUAGAGAACAUGCGGCAGGAGCUCGCAUCUAAAUCCGCCGUCUCUGGAAAGGGUACCCAACAAAAGGACCAAUUACCAGACCCAUCAUCUUUCGCCAUCCCGGACGGUGAAAACAGUGCCGCUGGCGCCACCGGCGAAGACGACGAUUACGCAGCCGAAUUCGAGCACCAGCAGCAGAUACAGAUGAUGCGCGAGCAGGAUCAGCAUUUGGAUGGGGUAUUCCAGACGGUCGGAGUGCUGAGGCGGCAGGCGGAUGACAUGGGCCGUGAGCUGGAGGAGCAGAGGGAGAUGCUGGAGGUGGCGGACGAUUUGGCGGACCGCGUGGGAGGGAGGUUGCAGACGGGGAUGCAGAAGUUGACAUAUGUGAUGAGGCACAACGAGGACACGCUGAGCAGUUGUUGCAUUGCGGUCUUGAUCUUUGUAUUGAUUUUGUUGUUGGUUUUAUUGCUCAUUCUGUGAGCUGGGAGCUGGGCGGGAGGAUUGGGGUUGUGUCUUGGUUGACAUCACUAGACUAGGCGGGCUGUUUUCUUUUUGGGUCCUGCCGGUUAAGAGGAGUUCUGGAGGGGUGUCUAUGAUGUUGGGCUCUCCUGUUACUUGCUUUGCUUUACCGCCUACAGCAUCAUGAUGGACGGUCAUACGGUAAUAUAAUAAUGACCUACUAGAUCACUGUAACGACGAGUUGUUGCCGC
Molecule: messenger RNA, 1170 nt
Organism: Neurospora tetrasperma FGSC 2508
Lineage: Eukaryota; Fungi; Ascomycota; Sordariomycetes; Sordariales; Sordariaceae
Exons: 2
Coding region: 161-940 (259 amino acids)
Biological process (GO): Golgi vesicle transport
Cellular component (GO): membrane
Source: RefSeq, a predicted model, not a curated record